Messenger RNA from Sphaeramia orbicularis (orbiculate cardinalfish), 3619 nucleotides. RefSeq names its product neuron-derived neurotrophic factor (gene ndnf). Gene Ontology annotation, molecular function: protein binding; heparin binding. Lineage: Eukaryota; Metazoa; Chordata; Actinopteri; Kurtiformes; Apogonidae. The transcript is spliced from 4 exons. The record is from RefSeq and is a predicted model, not a curated record. Bases 477 to 2192 code for a protein of 571 amino acids. Gene Ontology annotation, biological process: extracellular matrix organization.
GAGUGGGCUGGUUCAGUGUCUUGGAGUCUUCCUACAGAGAGCGCAGGGAAGAAGAAGAAGAAGUUCGCACCAGUUUGCCUCCAAUCCAGUGGAGGUUUCAAUAGCAGCAGCGCGGCAGGGGAGGGACGCACUGCCAGCACUCAGGAUACCCACUCAUACACACACUCGCACACACUCCUGCCCACUAGAGACCAGUUAAAUCCGCAAGAAAACUGCAAACACGCACCAGAGCAGUCGCUUAAUCCGAUUGAUAGGCAACAACAAUAGAAGUGAAAACUGUGGAAACUACUGGAUACUGUAGAGGAAAACUUGUAUUUUGAUUUUUUUUCUUUUUUUUCCUUUUCUUUUUUUUUUGGCUUUUAAUCGCAUUGCCUUUAGUUGUGAGGCACUUUUUUUCCCCUUGGUGAUAUCAAAGUGGCUCUGACAUCCAGGAGCGGCAUCCUUCUGAAUAUUUCCUCGUUUCAUAUUGUGGAAGAAUGAGGCAGUGCAAAGGCUGGAGUGCGGCGCUGCUGGUGCUGUUGGUGCUCGGAGCUGUGGCCCAGAAACUGCCUACAAGAGACGAAGGGCUCUUCCAGAUGCAGAUCAGAGACAAGUCGCUGUUCCACGACUCCUCCGUCAUACCAGAUGGAGCAGAGAUCAGUGGCUACCUGUUCAGAGACACGCCCAAAAGGUACUACUUUGUGGUAGAAGAAGACAACACACCCCUGUCUGUGACUGUGACACCUUGCGAUGCUCCUCUGGAGUGGAAACUCACCCUGCAGGAGCUGCCUGAAGAGGCCAGUGGAGAGGGAUCAGGGGAGCCUGAACCUCUGGACCAGCAGAAACAGCAGGUGACUGUAGAUGAAGGGACGGAGCUCUUCACCUACAAGGGGAACGAUGUGGAGUCCUAUGUGGCCACCAGUACGCCCUCUGGCCUCUACCAGCUGGAAUUACUGUCCACCGAGAAGGACAGCAACUUCAAGGUGUACGCAACCACUACUCCCGAAUCUGACCAGCCCUACCCAGAGUUGCCCUAUGACCCACGGGUGGAUGUGACCGCGCUGGGCCGGACCACCGUAACUUUGGCCUGGAAGCCGACUCCAACAGGCAUUCUGAUGGGCCAGCCUGUCCAGUACUGUGUUGUCAUCAACAAAGAGCACAAUUUCAAGAGCAUGUGUGCUGCUGAAGCUAAGAUCAGUGUUGACGAUGCUUUCAUGUUGGCUCCAAAGCCCGGCAGAGACUUCAGCCCAUUUGACUUUGCACACUUUGGCUUUGUUCCUUCUGACAAUGGUUUAGGCAAAGACCGAGGGCUAACAAGUAACAAGAUCUCACGGGCGUAUACAGCCAAGCCCAAGGUAUCAGACAUUCAGAAGGUGUGUAUUGGCAAUAAAAACAUUUUCACAGUGUCCGAUCUGAAACCAGACACACAGUACUACUUUGAUGUCUUCGCUGUGAAUUCUGCGACCAACACCAGCACAGCGUACGUGGGAACAUUUGCUCGCACAAAAGAGGAAGCUCGUCAGAAGACAGUGGAGCUGAAGGAUGGCAAAGUGUCGGAUGUUUUCAUCAAGAGAAAGGGCAGCAAGUUUCUCCGCUUUGCUCCUGUGUCUUCCCACCAGAGGGUCACGCUUUUUGUCCAUGCGUGCUUGGACGCCGUGCAGGUACAGGUGAGGCGUGAUGGGAAAUUGCUACUUUCCCAGAAUGUGGAAGGGGUGCGACAGUUCCAGCUGCGGGGAAAGCCAAAAGCAAAAUACCUGAUCCGUUUGCGAGGAAGCAGGAAAGGGGCCUCCACUUUGAAGGUCCUAGCCACCACAAAACCCAGCAACAAGCAGCCGUUCCCUUCACUUCCAGAGGAUACUCGCAUCAAGGCCUUCGACAAGCUGCGCACCUGCUCCUCCGUCACCGUGGCCUGGCUGGGCACGCAGGAUCGCAACAAAUACUGCAUUUAUCGAAAGGAAGUGGCUGACAAUUAUGGUGAGGAACAACGACGCAGGGAACAAAACCAGUGUGCUGGACCAGAGACCCGCAGGAAGUCAGAAAAGGUCCUGUGCAAGUAUUUCCACAGCCCGAACCUGCAGAAAGCUGUGACAACAGAGACCAUCACAGGUCUGGAGCCAGGCAAGACCUACCUGCUGGAUGUUUAUGUGGUGGGACACAGUGGUCACUCAGUGAAAUAUCAGAGCAAACUGGUGAAAACAAGGAAAUACUGCUAAAUGACUCUGCAAAGAAUAAAUCUAUUAUAAAUAUAUAUAUUAAAUAAGUUUAUUUAACUCUAAGUGAUAUUCUACUAAGGAGUGUAUACAGACUGACUACUCACACAGCUGAUGGGCCUGUGGCAGUGACUGAACUGUUUGUAGAGAGAGAUAUCAACCUGUAUAUUUAUGUUUACAUUUCAUUGUGGCACGUCUGGGUGGCCCAUAGCGUGAGGUGCUUUGUUACCAGACUUGUCUUCUUGACAUCAUGUUGCCACUGGGGAGGCAGAACUUCAAAGAAGAUCAUCUUUCAUCGUGUAUGUUUCUUUGUUGCUGCAUGACAUUUGCUUUUGUCCGUCAUAUUUGUCUGUUCCUUCAGUUUCAAAUCACGUUGACCGGAGGGGAUACAGUAGCUACCUGCAUUGUAUAGAUCUCUCAAUGCAUAUUUUCUUCAUGUUUUAGGAGAAUUUAAAUUAUUUUAUACUUUUUAUCUUUUUUUUGAUUGUCUGUUUUUAUUGAUGACAAUAGUAACUGUUACAAGAAAAUUCCAGGAAGUUUUUUGAGGAAGUUGUCGUAGUUCAGACAUUCCCCUAUGUAUCUCAGCCAGUGUUUGCUCUAGAGCCCACCUGUAAAUGUGUUCUGUGCUGGAGAUCUGUGUUAUUAUCACUGUAUCGCUGUGUGUGUCACAUGUACAGAGUUGUCCUGCCAAUAUUCAUGUACAUAAACACUAAAUAUAGAACAAGUAAUCCCUGUGUCACCCUGGGUGUCAUGUUCUUUUGCCAAGCAGUUAACAUCACAAUCAUGCUGCGAGUUGAAAGAGCGCGCUGCGUAUUGUGUUUAUGGAUCCAGACACCUAAAUUAGAGCUGCAUAAGCAGAACUCGAUACUCGGAGUGGUUUAAAAUGACAACUUGAUCCCAGUUGAGACUAUGAGUAUAAUUUACUUGCUGGAAUGAUUUUUUUAUGUUCAUAUAUAUACAUAUAAUUUUACAUUUCUUUUCUUAAGUUCUUUGAUGUUCUCUCAUCUGGUACCAAAGCUCCAAAUUAAAAACCUGGCUUUAUUCUUAUUUCCAUUGAUUUUUGCAGAGGAACAGUUAGAGAUAUCCCAGUGCAUCUUAGCAUACAUAAUGUAUGUGUUUCAAACAUUUAUAUAUCUUAUGUUGUACUGUUUAUAUUUUCUGCUCUGAAACUUGACCUACCUUUCAGAGACAAAAUGUAUGUUUUAACUCUUCAUAGUCUUGAGUAUACAGACCAUCUGUUUCACAUGGUCCCCUUAAAAUCCUUUUCUUUUUUGUAUAUAAGUGACUCUAUAAUGUGUUUUAUGCUCUGUUGCCUAAUGGAUGAAAUACAAAUGUGGUUACAAGGGAUGUUACUAAUCAGGGAAUUUGCAUUUUGUACAUGUUAGAUGUAUGAGCUCAGAUACCAUAUAACGACAGGCUGGAGAUUCUGA